AUGGGGGAUGACGAAUUUAUGCAGAGGUUUGAGGUUCGCGCCCUUUCGAAUGAUGAUGUUAAAAGGUCGAUCCUAUACGCUGACGAAUUUCAAAAGAGUGUAUUGGGCAAAAAGCAUGAACAUAUUCUUUCCAAACCCGACAAAUAUCAUCUGGUCAGGCCGUACAGAUCGACGCCAGAUGGAGAUUUCCUGAGUCACGAUCUCUCGACAGCAUACGAAGAUGACGCCUUCGACUUUCAUCAGAUCCGAAGGCAUGCCGAGAGACGCCGAAAGCGAAGAGCAGUCUUCGGGGAAAAUUAUUUGGAAGACGAGGGAACGCUCGAGCAGAAAGUGUUUCAUUUUACGAUGGAAGCGUUUGGUACGAGGUUCACCAUCAAUGUGACGAGGGACAGGGAGCUCGUGUCGCCAAAUUUUGAAGUUUAUCGAUACCUGUCGAACGGAUCAGUUGUGAUCGAGAAACCAAACAUGAACUGUUUCUAUCGCGGUAAUGUGAUCGGAUCGGACCCAUCAUCUCCUUCAGUAGCAGUCAGCAACUGUCGUGGAAUGAGUGGAUUGAUCAAGGCUUUUGAUGAGGAAUACUUCAUAGAACCUCUAGAGCUGGUGGGUACGCAAUCCGAAACAUACAACUACACUGAUACCGGGCUCAUCCACGUCAUGUAUCGCAGCAAAGACGCGCACAGGAUAGAUGGAACGGGCGAUUUUGACUUGCACAAUGACGUCAUGUUUUCCGGCGCUCAGCUCCGGCGCCAAACCGCCAAACAGGCGGGACGCGCAACUCGCAGACGAUCAAAGCGGGCACCUCGACUCGUCACCAGGCAACACUACGUGGAAACCAUGGUAACCCUUGAUCUCAGCGUUCAUAGUUUCCAUGGAGAAGAUGCCAGUGCUGUAUACGUACUCACAAUUAUGAACAUCGUGAACAUGGUCUACGCUCAUCCAUCAUUGGAAGCUAAGAUUGAAUUCGUUAUCACAAGAUUCAACCUUCUCAACGAAGAGCUGUCCAAUCAAUUAGUGGCAGUCAACAACUCUGCCAGGAGUCUCUCGAACACUUGUCGCUUUGCAAGAGCUCAACGGAAAGUCAUCGACGACGAUGGUUCGGAAAAGUAUUUCGAUCACUCCAUCUUCUUAACUCGGACAACCUUUGGGCCGGCAGGAAUUGCCCCAAUGGGACUUAUGUGCUAUGUCUACUUCAGUUGCUCUCUCACGAAGGAUGAUGGGCUGGGAUCUGCGUUUGUCCUUGCCCACGAAGUGGGCCAUGUAUUGGGCAUGGAACACGAUGGAUCAGCACCCAUGGGUAACGAGUGUGUCGGGGAAGCUGACGGGUUUGCUAUCAUGGCACCCACCGUCAAAUCCACCCCUAAGGAUCAUUACUGGUCGGAAUGCAGCAAACAUGAACUUCAUUCCUAUUUAGCACAAUGGACAUGCCUAUGGGAUACCCCCUCUGGUGGUGCUCGAGCCAUUGGGAACGACCGGCCUGGGCGGAACUACACCAUGGAUCAACAGUGCAGAUUCCAGUUUGGCGACGCUUAUCAGAAAUGCCAUCACACCGAUGUAGAUUACUGCGUUGAACUCUUCUGCACCGCCCCCGAGCUGGACGGGGGCUGUUAUAUGAAAGGGCCACCGAUGGAUGGAACUUCGUGCGGAGUAGAUAGGGAAUGCGUUCAAGAGGUGUGUGUAUCGGCUAAGCCUGUAGAUGGAGGGUGGGGUGCCUGGAAGCCCUGGACCUCUUGCUCCUAUUCCUGUGGACUCGGGGUUCAAAGCCGUAGAAGAUACUGCAACAAUCCACCUCCCGAUCGUGGUGCAGAUUGCUCCGGUGAUUCAGUAGAAUAUCGACUGUGUAAUCUCCAGGUCUGCCCCGAUGGCAUCGCAGACAAGCAGCUGGAUCAGUGUCAGAAGUACGGGAGGAGAUUGGAUUUAACUCUGAAAGCAUACCAGAAUCCUGACCCUAGCAUGACAUGCAAGUUAUCUUGUGUAGCAGAAGAAACGGGAGAGAUAUGGGUUUCCAACAGUUUCGUAACAGAUGGGACCCCAGUUUCUUACACAUUUCCCGAAAUCAUAUGCAUCGAGGGGCAACCGAAGAGCAUUGGGUGUGAUGCUGAAAUGGGGUCGACGAAAUUCUGGGACAAGUGCGGAGUUUGUGAUGGACGAAAUGAAACAUGCGUUGAAGUCGUUACAGAUGUUGUUGAUGAGUCUCCAAAAUCAAACAAAUACCAAAAAUUAUUUACACUUACUCCGGGUAUGUGGGACAUGCGAGUGACGAAAACGGCAGCGUCAACCCACUUUCUUGCAUUAAAGAUCGAGGACAGUGGGAGGUAUGUACUGAAUCGUGGCAAACAACAGUCUCAUUCACAUGCCUUCAUUGAAUCCGGUGUUCGGUUUGUGUAUAGUGCCAAUGGCGAAGGAGAAACAUUGCUUAUGAAAGGACCCGUCCCGACUGUCACUCAUCUCAUGGCUUUCGCAUCGGGCGAUUCUCGACCGAUAAGUUACCAGAUUGAGAUGUACGAAGACUUUGGAGACGGUGGACCGGAAGUUCUUGAGGGUGAGGUCAUCGCACCGGAAGGACAGGAGGAGGCGGUAGAAGAACAAGUGGCAGAGGAGCCCCCAUUCACCCCAUCAAAUGAAUAUCUAUGGGAAGAUGUUGGAUGGACGGAUUGUUCAAAGGAUUGCGGAGGAGGUUACUCUUUCCAUCGAUUUAAGUGUACUCGAGUGAGAGACGGUAAGAAAGUGAAAUACAAGUUCUGCGGUCAGAGAGAUUACGACCCGAAAGCCGAGAGAGUGACAUGCAACGAGGAUCCAUGCCCUACAGAACCGGUCAGAGUCACAUAUGAUUGGCAUGUUACAGAAUGGAGUGAAUGCAGCGCCACGUGUGGGGGAAGUGCAUACAAAACGAGAGAAGUACAAUGUUUUCAGAUUAGAAAUGAUGAGCAGACACUUCACGACGAGGAAGCAUGUGGGAUAGCAAGUCGUCCGCUUGACGCACAACCAUGUGGUUUGGAGCCAUGUCCGAGUAGAUGGGUAAAAGGAACAUGGUCGGAGUGUUCUGCAAGUUGUGGACCCGGUGUCAAGCGACGAGAUGUUGUCUGCGAGGUACCGACGGGGGCGCUCGAGGAUGACUAUUUAUGUGCCGGAAUGGAACCGCCCAGCGCCAAGAAAUGUGAACUUGACGCUUGUGACGUAACUGCCUGUGAACUUGCUGACAGCGUAUUGUGUGAUCUAUCCAAGUUCGAAAUGUUCUGCGGAAUGCCGGGAUACGUGCAGAUUUGUUGUAAAACGUGCGAACAGUUAAGAGCCGAAAAUCCAUAGAUUCGUCCGUCAUCCAUAAACAAGAAUAUGGAACAGUGUUUUACAAGCGUAAAGGCUGUGUAGAUGAAAGAAGAAUUCACUCGAAGUACUUGUUUGACAGGAUGCUCCUUUUCAAUAUUUUAAACAUCUUUGGUUAAAGAAGAAAAUCACCAUGGUCAGCAGUCUUAAUAGCGCCAUCUCAAGUCUGCAACUACUCAGGCCAACAUAAUGCAACAUUCUGAACUAAGUAGUCUUGUAAUUUAGGCCCACUUGAAAGAUAACGCACUAAUUCACCACUCAAUACAUUCAUACCACACUAAUCAUGUUACCAAGUAGCAAAAUAAGUACUUUCCUGUCAUAAAACAUUUUAGUUUCUCUUUAUAAAUAAAAUUAUAGGCUAAUUCAUUUUCUGUAUUAAAGAUGAUUUUCAAGACUAGUUAUUUAAAACACAAAGAGUCCACACAAAGUAUUAGUCGGUCCGCUUCCCCUUUAAACCCAAAAGUCAGCAAUGCACCAUAAUGCAUUAGUAGAAAUCAUCGCGUAUGUUUUUUUUUCUAAGAUAUGUCUAAUGGUUUAACUUUGUGUUAACUCUGAUUUUAUUUGAUGCAAAAUCCUAUCUACCUUUUGCACGAUAGACUGAUACUAAGUGAAUUUUUUUUAAUCUAAGUUGAAAAUGUUUGUUUUAGAGUUAAACAAGGAUCAACGUCGAUGUAAUACCAAAUCAAUUUAUAAUUAUUAUCAGCUCCAAUUGUGAUGACAUUAGAUAACAUCAACAUUUGUUAACUACAACAAAGUAUUAUUAUGAAUGUUUCUCUAAUUUUCUUUUUGUAAAACAAGCUUUCGUGUUUUUAGUUGUUGAUUAGUAUGGAUUCAAUUAAAGAAGCCUUGACUAUAUAGAAUGAUUAAUCUUCCUUUUCUUUAUGAAAUAUGAUUAUUUUACAUCAAGGUAUAAUUAAUGUUACGAAGCAAUUAAUAAUCAUAUGCCAAAAUUUGUAUAUGCAUACAAAACACUGAACAACCUAAUAAUACACAAUACUUUUUUACAGAUUUUGUCUCAGACAAAAACAAUGCUGAGGUAUACCAUUCUAACAUGGUAACGAAUUCUUAAAGAUGGAUUGAGGUGAAAGAUAAUGUAAGUAAUAGUGCAAAACUAGAGCACAACUGAAUUAAAUUCUGAUACCACGUUCUUCUGACAGUACAAGAAUACUCUUCUUUUUUUAUUUCUUCUAAUAACAAAUACAUCUUGCUUUAUAAACUGCAGAAGGAAAGAAUUUGGAACUCUGUUUAGUUAGCACUUGUUGUUUUGUACUUUGGAUGUAUUGUAGAAAAUCCUUUUUUCUCAAGACGAAAUAACAGUGAUGCUGAUAUCGCGAGAAUUCCUCUUAAUACUGACCGAUCAGUUUGAUAUACUUAUUCCUAUGGAAUGUUGAUAAUGUUGACAAUAAUAUAUAUACCAACUAAAAUAUCGUUAGUGUAAAUCUUUGAAACGUUGGAUCAUUUUCGCUGCCUUCAGUAAAUAAAUGAAUUAAAUUUCAACAUUUUGUACUUAUUUUAUAAAUUAAAAUCAUAAACGUUUAA
Molecule: messenger RNA, 4860 nt
Organism: Lytechinus pictus (painted urchin)
Lineage: Eukaryota; Metazoa; Echinodermata; Echinoidea; Temnopleuroida; Toxopneustidae
Product: A disintegrin and metalloproteinase with thrombospondin motifs 3-like
Exons: 24
Coding region: 1-3303 (1100 amino acids)
Biological process (GO): proteolysis; extracellular matrix organization
Cellular component (GO): extracellular matrix
Molecular function (GO): metalloendopeptidase activity
Source: RefSeq, a predicted model, not a curated record